AUGUCCCAUCAGGCACAGAUGCUGGAAGUCGGGUCGGUGGGAAUGGCAGGAGCAGGAGGGAAUGGGACUCAGGAGGAUGUGACAUUGUUCAUGCAUUAUGAGAAGCCCAUGGUGCGAGCGGCAGCCAUGGCAAAGGCAGUGAGAGAAGCAGCAGCAUUCUUUUGUCUCAUAUCACAUGCUUCUCAUUCUGCUGUCCAUGCACUUCCCCUUCUGAUCCCCCAGCCCACAGGAGCGGCAGCCAUGGCAAAGGCAGUGAGAGAAGCAGCAGCAUCCAUCCAACGGAAUCCCCAAGUGGAAGGAGAAGGAGAAACUGCAUCAGCAGCGGAAGCAGAGGAGGGGCAGGAGAGUGCUGGUGUGCGUGUGGAGGAAGCAAGCGAGGAGACUCCAGGUUUUCCGCCCUCCUCCUUGCUCGCUAUGUCAGCUGAGGUGAGUGAAACAGUGAUUGAGUGGUCUCCCGCCCUCCUCCUUGCUCGCUAUGGCACUGAGUGGUUUGAAGAAACUGGAAAUAAAGAGGAGGGGCAGGAGAGUGCUGGUGUGCGUGUGGAGGAAGCAAGCGAGGAGACUCCAGGUUUUCCGCCCUCCUCACUGCUUGCAAUGUCGGCUGAGGCCUCUCUGCCCUUCAUCUCUCCGACUUCAACCGACACGUCUCCAACCCCCGCCCCAACAGUCACCUCGACACCCUCCCCUCCAUCCCAGCCCACUUUUUCCCCUAUUCCUCCUCCCCCCCUCCCCCCCUUAUCCCAUACUGUUGCCUCCCUUCCCCAGCAUCCAGGUCUUGCUGCUCUCCAUCUCUCCGACUUCAACCAACAAGUCUCCAACCCCUACCUCAACAGCCAUCUCGACACCCUCCCCACCACCAUCCAUCCACCUCCUUUUCCUCCUUCUUUGCCACAUGCAGGCCUCUCUGCUCUUCAUCUCUCCGACUUCAACCAACACAUCUCCAACCCCUACCUAAACAGCCACCUUGACACCCUCCCCUCCGUCCACCUUCUCUCCCUCACUCUCUCCUCCACCCUCCUCGCCCGCUCCCUCCUCCUCCUCUCCGGAGCCCCUCCCUCACUCGCCCUCCGAGCAUCAGUUAACGCCUCCCUCAUAUCCAACCUCGUUCUCUGCCUCCUCUCCCCCUCACCAGGCCUCCUCUGCCCUCUCGCCUCUUCCCUCCUCACUCCACGCGACCCUGCCCCUAGUCACUAUGCUGGGGUCUUUUUAGGGGUGCCUCCGUCCAUCUCUCCCUCCUCCUCCUCCCCUCCCUCGUCCGCCGCCUCCUCUCCUCCUCUCGAUACCCUUGCUGAUACUCCCCGGUACAUUCCGGCUCUUUCCCCUCGCCUAGUCUUCAACAACACGCAUUGGAGCAUCGUCCCUCCCCGGCCGGGCAGCCAUGGGGAUCUGGUGGAUCCUGUGUGGACCGAGAGCUUUUGGCAGCACCUGAAGCUGAGGAGUUACCUGGUGGAUGAUCCGAUAUGGGAUGCUUCGAUAUUGUUUGGAGGAGUGGUGUGGGUGGUGGUGUUGUGCGUGCUCGUCACCUGGGCUGAUAAAGCUGUUACGCAGAAGCUGAAGCGGGUAUAG
Closterium sp. NIES-65 is the source of this 1566-nucleotide messenger RNA. Lineage: Eukaryota; Viridiplantae; Streptophyta; Zygnematophyceae; Desmidiales; Closteriaceae. The record is from the annotation of a GenBank genome assembly.